GAAAGAUGCGGGAGAAGCCUGGCUCGGUCCGCCUGGUGUUCCUGGGCUCGGCGGGGGUCGGGAAGAGCGCCCUCAUCCACCGCGUCCUGCACAACCGCUUCGAGCACACCUACACGCGCACCGUGGAGCAGCUGCACGUGCUGGACUGUGACGGCGGGACGCUGCGCGUGGAGAUCUUGGACACGAGCGGCAGUUUUUCCUUCCCCGCCAUGCGCGAGCUCUACAUCCGACGCGGUGACGCGUUCGCGCUCGUGUACGCGGUGGACGACCCGGGCUCGCUGGACGAAGUGCGGCGGCUGCGGGAGGACAUCCUGCGGCUGAGGAGCGACAGCGCCCCCGUGGCCGUGGUGGGAAACAAAGCGGAGCUGACGGUGAACGGAGGCCGCGCGCUGCACGCGGCGGAUGUCGCGCGCACGGUGGAGGACGAGUGGGCGGCCAGCUUCAUCGAGGCGUCCGCGCGCACAGGCGACAACGCGGAGGAAGUGCUGCGCGUGCUGCUGCAGCAGGUGGACCUGCCGCGCCCAGUGCGCAGGCGCAGAGACACGGUCCCCCGAGCAGCGAGCAAGAGGAGACCACCACUGAAGAAGAACAACAGCUGCACCAUGUCAUAGGAACUGGUUUUACUUAUCUGUACCUUGUCGUAGGAACUUGUUUACCUGACUGUACCCCAUCAUAGAAACUGGUUUUACCUGACUGUACCCCAUCAUAGAAACUGGUUUUACCUGUCUGUACCCCGUCGUAGGAGCUGGUUUUACAUAUCUGUACCCCAUCGUAGGAACUGGUUUUACCUGACUGUACUUUGUCGUAGGAACUGGUUUUACCUGACUGUGAGGACUCUGCAGGUGACCCGCUCUUGUGCAGACUGAUGUGGCCAUCACCAAACAAAUGCACUGCUAAAGUAAAAGUACAAUUCAAAACUGAAACUAUUCAUUACUGUCAUAUUCAGGAUGGGUCUCCUGUCCUUGUGAUAAUCCCCAUGUCAUCUAACAAAAAAUACAAAAGGAUUUAUUUACUAAUUGAAAUCCAGGUGCAGACAUAGCUUCAUGUGGAGAGGGCGGCGCACACGUCUAGGAUGUAUGCGUCGCUGUAGAACCUUAAA
Molecule: messenger RNA, 1099 nt
Organism: Thalassophryne amazonica
Lineage: Eukaryota; Metazoa; Chordata; Actinopteri; Batrachoidiformes; Batrachoididae
Product: ras-related protein Rap-1b-like
Exons: 1
Coding region: 6-611 (201 amino acids)
Molecular function (GO): GTPase activity; GTP binding
Source: RefSeq, a predicted model, not a curated record